Molecule: messenger RNA, 1420 nt
Organism: Notodromas monacha
Lineage: Eukaryota; Metazoa; Arthropoda; Ostracoda; Podocopida; Cyprididae
Source: the annotation of a GenBank genome assembly
GAGAAUGAGUGGUGCUGGCAGGUGGCGCUGAUCAACUCCCUGAACCAGUACUUGUGCGGCGGUGCUUUGAUUGGGAAGCAGUGGGUCCUGACAGCUGCUCACUGUGUUACGAACAUUGUCAGGAGUGGAGAUGCGAUUUAUGUUCGCGUUGGCGACAAUGAUUUGACGAGCAAGUGGGGCAGUUCUGGCGCACAAACGCUUCGCGUUUCCACCACUUACAUUCACCACAACCACAACUCGGCCACGUUGGACAACGAUGUUGCUUUGCUGAAACUUCACAGCGAGGCGGAGCUGAGACCCGGGGUUUGUUUGGUGUGCUUGCCUGCGAGGGGUGUGGAGCGCCAGGCUGGGACUCGGUGCACAGUUACUGGCUAUGGCUACAUGGGCGAAAGUGGCCCCAUUCCAUUGAGGAUCAGAGAAGCUGAGUUACCAGUGGUUAGUGACAGUGAAUGCAUCAGGAAAAUUAAUGCUGUCACGGAGAAAAUCUUCAUCUUGCCUGCCUCCUCUUUUUGCGCCGGCGGCGAACACGGACAGGAUGCUUGCCAGGGUGAUGGAGGAGGUCCUUUAGUUUGUCAAGUGGAUGGGUUCUACGAAUUGGCAGGACUGGUUUCCUGGGGUUUUGGAUGCGGGAGGGAAGAUGUACCUGGGGUUUACGUAAAGGUGUCGUCUUUCAUUGGCUGGAUCAACCAAAUCAUUUCCGUGAACAAUGUUUGAAGGUGCUCAAGAGGUUGUGAGUGAAAGUAACUUAUUUUGAGUGACUGCUGUGCGUACAAAAACCCUUGUGAGAUGAUCAAUGGUGUGACCUCCAAGUUUUUUGUUGACACCCUGCAUGGACCGUUGUUGCCAAUGCUUGUUAUUUGUUUUGCCAAUUUACCAUGGAAUCUCUGAUGUUCGGCUGCUUGUUUGUUGCAGUAUUGAGCCAACGCUUGAACUGCUGGAUAUUUAUAAUGUUUUGGUGCCAUUUGAAGAAUUGAUCAGAGGAUUUUUGUUGAAGUUCAGGUAUCCGUGCAUUGGAAAAGUUAAAGCCUUAUUUUUUCAUUGCGUUGUUUUUUCCGUUUUAAAUCUUUGCAUGACGUUUUGACAUUUGAGAGGUUGUGGUUCCCCGACUAAGAAGUGUAGAAGGGUUCUCUUACAUGUUGUGACAGGUGAACCAGAGAUUGCAUUAAUUUUUCCUGGUAAUUCCAGGUUCGAACUGGUUUCGGGAAUUUUCUUUCAUCCGUUUUUUUUAUUUCACAGGUUGACUAUCACGUGGAAUGAUUUCAGCUGUGGAAUGUUGCUGUGAUGAUAGCUGGGAUACGCCAAUGACGGAAUGUGUUCAACACGAAUAUUUUUGACAUGAACAUUGUGAUACUGUAUUUGUAAGUGUUCUGUGAUUUUUAUGCUGUUGGUGCAAUAUAACUUUUUGUCUUAGUACUGUGGA